Molecule: messenger RNA, 4918 nt
Organism: Chara braunii
Lineage: Eukaryota; Viridiplantae; Streptophyta; Charophyceae; Charales; Characeae
Source: the annotation of a GenBank genome assembly
CUGGGGCUCAGACUCAUAAUGUAUACAGAUUGGCUUACCCUCAUGCGGGAUUUAGUCAAGCUGGAGGCACAAGACCUCCCAGGUGGAUCGGGUGGCAAGAAGACCACCAGCCGCAAACGAUUUCCAGGCAGCAACCGUUUUGCAGCGCACGAUCUACUUGAGGAUGACGAGGAAACCUUCGCAGAGGAUCCUUCUCCUGAUGACGAUCAAGAGCAAGGCUGCGAGGCAUCUUGCUCUUUGUCAGCCCAUGAGUUUGAGUAUGUGAAUCAUGAUGAAUCUAUGAAUGCCUUCAAGAAGACUGCCUUCAAAAGUGGGUGCAAGGUCUUCAGCAAGAUCGAUCUCAAGUCUGGCUACCACCAGAUUGAAGUUGAUCCUGCAGACCAGCAUAAAACUGCAUUCAAAACUCGGAAUGGGCUGUACGAGUUUACCGUUAUGCCCUUCGGCCUCACGAAUGCACCAACCACCUUUCAAAGUCUCAUGGAGAAAGUGUUCCGCAAUCGGAUCAACCGAUUUGUUGUUGUGCAUUUGGAUGACAUACUAAUCUUCAACAAGUCGAUGGAGGAGCACAUGAGACACCUUGAGGAAGUGUUGCAGAUCCUCAAGGAUCCACAACUCCAUCUCAACUUGGAGAAAUCUGAGUUUGGGAGGGAGAACGUCAUCUACCUUGGACAUCGGUUGUCUAUUGCAGGCCUAGAGCCCGAAGCAACCAAAGUUGAGGUCAUCCGCAAUUGGCCUCAACCGGCCAAUGUCCUGUUCUCAGAUCACGAGACUUUGGAAUGGAUUCAGACACAGAUUAAUAAAUCAACCACAUUGACCCGCUGGCUGCAUGAGAUUGAUGUGUAUGAUUUUGAGCUUAAGCACAAGAAAGGUUGUUACAAUCGCGUUGCGGAUGCUUUGUCUCACCAUCCUGAGUACAUGACUUGCCUUGUGGGUUCCUAUGAUAUCCGAAAGAAUUUGAAGGAGGAACUCAUUGAGCACACUGCCAAGGAGCCGGAACUCAGUCCCAUCCUUGAGCAGAUUCGGGCUGACUCUAGCAGUCAGCCUGAUUUCCAUGAAUGUAAGGGCUUACUUUUCCGACGUUACGGGAAGCACGACCGACUGUGUGUACCCAACCAUGAGCCGAUCCUUACUCACUUUUUGGACUUGGGUCAUGGUCGGAGUGGACACUUCGGUUUUGAGAAAACAUACGGAAGUCUGCUGCAAAAGUUUGUAUGGCCUGGAAUGAAAGGAAUGACACAAAAGUUUGUGGCUGAGUGUGAAGUCUGUCAACGCAUCAAGCCGUCUCGGCAAAAGCUCUAUGGGCUGCUGCAUCCUCUUCCUAUUCCUGAUGGUCCAGGUGAGUUGCUUUCCAUUGACUUCACAAACAUGGGAAAGAAGAGUAAGAAUGGAUAUUCACAAGUAAUGGUGAUCGUUGACCGCUUCUCAAAGUUUCUGAAUCUAAUCCCAUUACCACCUCAUGCCCCGACUGAUCUUGUGAUCAAGGAAUUUCACAAAAAGUGCAUUCUGCAGUAUGGGCCCCCGAAAACUCUUGUGAGUGACCGGGACACAGAUUGGAAGGACUUCACCUCCCAGACCUAUGACAUGAAACUCAAGAUGAUGUCUGACCGACAUCCCGAAGCCAAUGGACCGACCGAGGAGAUCAACCAGACUGUGAUCCAACUUCUCCGAGCUUUAAUUGUGCCUGAUGAGAACUCUUGGGAUGAGGAAUUGCCAAUUGUGCAAGGAUUGUACAACAACUUCAUACACUCUUCCACCGGGAUGACACCUAACUGGGUGCACCUUGGGUGGAAGAUUCGCAAUCCCUUAUCUUAUCUGUUUCCUGAACAACCACCUGGGCUGACACCUGGCCAGCCAGGCUACAAUGCUAAGUUUGAUCGUUUGCUCAAAGUUGUUAUCGCAACUAUGCAGAGGCGACGCAGUGCUAUGAUUAAGCAUGCAAACAAAAAGUGUCAUCCUAACCCUUUCACAUUGGGACGUUAUGUCUGGGUCAAGAUGUCUGAAUUUUCUGAAGAGGAAGGCGUAUCACGAAAGCUUCUUCCUCAGUCCUAUGGUCCGUGGAAGGUGUUGAACCGGUUGGUGGUGGCAGACAUAUUGAAGGGCAUCCAGAAUGACGUCUUGGCGAUAAGAACGAUCAUCCUCACGGAUGAUCGCAAGUCCAUCACUGCCGACCAGAUAGUUAACUUCCUUGCUGCAAGACCUAGUGGUGCGUACUUAUUCGGGACAGUGAUGAGGGAUACGGCGGAGCAGACGGCUCAGGUCAUUGUCAAUCAGUGGAUCAAUGUGUUUGAGGACUUUGGCAUUGAGAGAGUCAACGCCAUAUGCACAGACGCUGCAUCGUCUUACACGGCUGCUGCUACGCUCCCGGCCAAGCGGCUGGAGCCGAAGUACAGCGGCAUUACCUGGCUUCCUUGUGUAGUGCAUCUCUGCAACUUGAUGUUGUCGGACAUCAGCAAGGACGGGGUAGAUGGUCGCAUGAGGGUUCAGGAGGACACGAUUAUCAGGGCGAGGGCAGUUGUGGGGUUUAUUAGAUCGCACGGGGCCGCUCUCGCCCUGAACAAACGAUUCUUCGCUGCACACCCCUCGAGGGAGGAGUCCGCUUUCGCUAGUCCUCGAGUUAGUGGCUCUCACGAGGUACGUCGCACGAAUGAGUCUGAGGUGGAGCAGAUUGUGCGAGGCAUGGAGGCAUGUGCGUCUCAUAUGCUGAAGCCAGCGCACUGCAUGGCUCACAUCCUUAAUCCCCGUUUCAGGAGAGUGGCGUUCUUCGAAACGACUACGCGGGAUGAUCAGGAGAGGAGACUAGCUGGUCAGUUUAUCAAAUUCCUCCAAUCUCACGGGGGCGGGGAUGAGAAGUUGUAUAAAACAUUGUGGCAACAACUCUCCGAGUUCCAUAGCCGAGACGACAAGUGGCAGUAUGAGGGGGCACAGGGUGACAAGGACGCGGCUGCUCGCAAAGGGCUGAGCGAGACACCCUUGGCUGGUCAAUGGUGGGUGGAGCACGGGGAUGGCGUGCCUUUGGUGCAGGACAUUGCCAUUUGCUUGAUGCACACUCGGACGUGCGUCUCUCCUUUGGAGAGGAACUACACCAUCCAUAAGCGCAUUCAGGUAAAGCGGCGAAACAGGCUUGGUUUUUCCAAGCUCACUUGGUUGGUGGAGAUACCCACCAAGCUAAGACUGCUAGGCUGCCAGCAGAGGGGUGCGGGGUACGUCCUCCCAUGGGACGAUGAGGAGGAGGGGCUGGAGGAUUGUCGACCUGAGCUCCGUGACGAGGGCAUCCACCCUCAAGAGCAUGUUAGUGAGACAGACCUCGACCGUCAAGUGCAGAAGGCACAGAGAGAUUCAGCGUCUGGCAGGCCUCCGAGUAUGGAGCUAUAUUUCGGCCGUCGCACAUACACACUGUUGCCAUGCGACCCGGAGUUAGUGUACCACCCUGAGGUCGAUCCCAUGAUGCAAGACGAGAUAGAAGCCGAGCCCAACCAGAUCCCAAUGACCUUGCCGCGAUGUAUUAGCAUCCAUCCAAGGAUGCUGAUGUUCCUCUGGUCCACUCCAGUGGCACAGCAGAGCCGUCUAGGAGGACUGGGGCAGUUAGCCAGCGCUCGUCGUGGACCCAACUCACAGCAUAUAGACGAUGACGAUAACGACGACGAGGGAUACAACUGCAACAGCGACGACCACAAUGAUCCCUAUUGCGCUCCCGGCGGUGAAGAUGAUCGAGGGGACGGCGAUGACACGGUUGAUGGUCCUCCUGCACAGUCGCAGGCACGGCGUCAGUCGGCGCGAUUGUUGCAUUUGAGGGGUGCACAGGGGAGGUCUUCCAGUCCACAGAGAGAGACACGGAGGGAUGCACAGUCGAGGCCAGCCCCUGCACAUACGACGCGUUGGGUUGAGGUAGGGGCUGAGAUGGGCACACAGUUGGGACCGGACACUGGGCGCAUGAUGGGUGACGGAGAUGGCACGGAUCUUGGCUCUGGGAGGAUGACCAUCCGGAGGACCAGGUCGCGGGUGGCGGUGGUGGCCCAGGUGCUGUGGCCCGUCAACUUGACAACGAGGACGAGCAUGAUGGAGGUGGUGGAUGAGCAAUGGGAGGAUUGUGCGCUUUUAGUGGCACCGACAGGAGGUGUCGAUGGUGUCGCUGCAGCCGUGGACAGGUCACAUGGAAUGGGAGGUGUUGAUGGCAUGAGGGAAGGGGCCGGGGGAGAAGCAAGCGCAUCAUGCACUGUGAUGGAGGCAAUUUCAGUACCACAUGCCAACAACUUUGACAAGGGCACAAGCGGCGGUGCAGCUGGAGAUAUGGUUGUCCAUUCACAUGAUGUCACCGUGAUUGAAGCGCCUACGUUGCCUGUUGAGGGCAUUUGUAUUUUUCGGUUUCAGGGAGCGGCCCUGGUGACAAAGCUGGAGCAUAGCGUAGGCAGGGAUCCUCUAGGUGCAGAUCGUCGGGGGCGCAGCACAAAGGAUGGCAAGAUCAGUGCACAGGGCCCCUCCUUUGUACCAUGUAGCCCGUCAUUGUCAUCUGAUAUGUCAGGGCUUACCCCACGUUCCUGGGCUCCUGUCGGAGACCGGGAGCAUUGGAAAGCCCAUACGCGGAAAAUUCCACUUCUUAUACUGGUCUGCACAAGUCAAAGCAAUGCACAUCGGUCGUAGGUGGUGAACAAGGACGAGAGUGGGGUGUCAAGUCUCCUUCUCCGCAGUCGUCGAAGAAAGGAGCAGAUGCUCGGUACAGUACUGUAAGGAAGGCCAGUCGCACGUUCAGGGAUGCCCAGACGGGGUUCGCGGGUUUGCAGACGGCCGUGGCAGAGGGAUGAGGAGGGGACACUGUGGCAAGUGCGGCAGGAUAGGCCCGUGCACCACAUGAGGGCAAGACUGGGGGACCUGGACAGUCUGCACAGCGCUGAAGUGAGAGCAAUCAACUGGGCCAUUUGAG